UAAAUUAGCAUAAUUUUGCAAUAAUUUAUUAUGUCGAUCUUUACCAAAACACGUGGCCAGAAUUAAUGGAGGAGUACGCUGAUGAUCCUGUAGUAGCUGAGGUGGAUGUGUAUCACACUCAAGCGCUAGCAGACCACCUCUCUCUACUCCAGUACCCACUACGACCUGCCCACCUUCCGUAUGACUCUAUUGAGGGUGCAAAGGUCAGUGCGGAGGGGUCCCUGAGCCUAGAGGUCGGAGUGCGGCCACGAGGGAACAACUACUCCACUAGCCGAGGCGAAGGGUUCGCUAAAAUGGUACAACUAGGGGUCAAAGGGCAAGAGAAAGUCUAUCAGAGUGGACUGUGGGACAAGCUAACACUGACUUCAGACAAGCCAUCAGAGACACCAGCACGUUACGUGGCAGCAGUGUUCAAGGAUGGUGACCUCCACUUGACGUCUGUGAAGCAUAUACUCCAAUUAAAACCCACCUUGUCGUACCUUGACGCUGCUGAGAGUGGGGCAAAGGCGUCGGUUGCUGGUAGCGAUGGUGAAACUACAGAGUCUGAGGGAGAGGAAGCCGUACCUGUGAAUGUGAGGUUUGCCCGCCAGAAAGGUCAAAGUGCAUAUCCUCUCAGGAAGUCCUUUGCUGAAACGAACCGAUGUGAUUGGUCAGAUGCCACCUAUUAUGGGAUAGAGUCAGAGGAAGCCACAGAAGAGCGUGGAUUGCUGUUCGCAUCAGAAGAUGCUGGAGUGAACUUUGACCUUCGUCCCUCGGAAUAUCUCAAUGUGGUGUGUCCAAUGGACCAACCACUCUCUAGUGACGGGCCUGUUGCCAUGCCAACUGGAGUCCUGUCCCUCUCACAGCUCAAGACCCUCCCCCUCGACGAACAGGUGUUCAAGCUUCUACUCAAUGCACAUAUCGAGCGUUUUGGACAGCUUUGCUCGUUGCUAGGGGUUACGGGACAGUCAGGUGGUGUGUUGAAGGCAGUACAAGCGUGUGGAGUGUUGGUACAAGGUUGUUGGGUCAUUAAGAGUGACCUUUUGUACCCUGAGGACCAAGCAAAGAGAAACGCCAGGGACUAUAUAUUGUGGUGCUUCACACAACGACGCUUAGUCCCUCGUAAGGAAGUGGUGGGUGUGGUCAAGUUAUCUCAGGAGGAGCUGCGGCAGAUAAUGCGACCUUUGAGUGUAGUACGUGUGACCCCUAGUAGUGGGUGGGAGCUCAAGUUGUCCACUGAUAUAGACUUCCUCAAUAAGCAAGUGGCCAUAGUACAUGAGCAGGAGAGGCGUUGGGAGCAAAGGCACAGACAGUUGGUGAAUGAACUAUCUCUCAAAGCCCCUACCAAACACACUGAGGGCAAAGUGGUUGAACCAGUUGUCAAGACACUGCCAGUUGGGGAAACUCCUGCUGCUCAGAGUGUUAAGAGUGAGAGCAGUACUGAAGAGCUGUUGAAGGCAGUUACUGGGUUUUGUCGGGAAGGGUUGGGGCGUGGUGUGCUAGGACUAGCAGAGCUCAAGGACAAGCUACUCCUGAAGCAGUCAAUACUGGGGGUGGACCACCUGUUGUGUGGGGGUGGAGUGGGCGAUGCCAUACUGGUGGAGGGUGUGAGGGCAUGUGGGGCACUGGAAAUCACGGCUGGCGGGAGAUCACUGUAUGCACACACCCACGGGGAAAAGGUCCGUGAGGUGAUUCUGUCCCUCCUGCAGAAGCACAAGUCUGUCAAGAGGAAGGCAAUAGUUGAAUGUCUGAAGGCAGAGGGAGUGUCAAUGGCUGACAAAGCUCUCACGUCUGCACUCAAGGAACUUUGUUACAGUCGAGGGAGUCAAUGGAAACUGCUGGGAACAGACUAAAAACAUAGUUGUAGUCUUAUAUAACUAUUCAUUUCUGUGUUUACUCAAUGUCACCAACCAAUGUUGCAUCUUUUAUAUACUCGAAAUCAUCAUUUUAUAUGUGUUUACAGGA
Molecule: messenger RNA, 1944 nt
Organism: Halichondria panicea
Lineage: Eukaryota; Metazoa; Porifera; Demospongiae; Suberitida; Halichondriidae
Product: DNA-directed RNA polymerase III subunit RPC5-like
Exons: 13
Coding region: 66-1832 (588 amino acids)
Biological process (GO): tRNA transcription by RNA polymerase III
Cellular component (GO): nucleus; RNA polymerase III complex
Source: RefSeq, a predicted model, not a curated record